This is a messenger RNA of Aspergillus lentulus, 2910 nucleotides long. Its product is annotated as DEAD/DEAH box helicase. Gene Ontology annotation, molecular function: DNA translocase activity; ATP binding. Gene Ontology annotation, cellular component: nucleus. Gene Ontology annotation, biological process: reciprocal meiotic recombination; double-strand break repair via homologous recombination. NCBI's taxonomy places the organism in Eukaryota, Fungi, Ascomycota, Eurotiomycetes, Eurotiales, Aspergillaceae. The record is from RefSeq and is a predicted model, not a curated record.
AUGGUCUUCAAGCCAUUCAAACCUCCUCUGAUCAGGAAACAGCCCAGCCCUUCCGUCUCUGAUGCAGUCCCGGCAAGCGGUUCCCCGGGAUAUCGCGAACUUCCAGCCAAGAGACAACGUCUGGACCCAGAAAUCACUACUCAUGUUGAUUCGCUAAGCCGAUCGUACACGCCGAGCCGCAAGCCUCUCCAGCAAGUCAUCAACGCAGGCAGCUCCUCCAGCGAGAGCACGACUGGUGAUGAUUCAUAUGGGGACAGAUACUACAACGUGCUAUGGCGAAAACCGUCGACGAAGAAGAACAAGACCUGGGACGGUGACGGUAUCAUCUCUGCCCGUGAUGGGUAUCUCUACCUACAGGACAUAUCGGGGAAGGAUAUGGGACGGGUGAUGCAUGGACCCCGACUUGAAGCAGGAACCGUACUCUCGAUAGGAGGCAAAGAAGUUGAGAUCGACUCGGAGAUACCUAAGAAGGAGUACCUAGCCGGCAGGCCAUUCCUCGAGAUGAAGGAGGUCACUGGCCCCGUUACAGCACCGGCACCGCCGAAGAAGACGUUCACGCCGUUACUGGGGAACCGAAGCGGUACCUCGCUUCUGACAACUUCAAGUCAGAAGGGCCAGGGUGGGAAGAUAGGCAGCUCGACUCUACCAAAUCCGGCAUCUAGACCCAGUUCUAUAUCCAAUGCAUACAAGAGGCCGCUACUAGAAAGCACCGUCGUUCCCGUGGGGCCUGUUGGGAAGCCGGUUCCACGCCAUGAUCCGAACCAACCCGGUGCACUGGUCAUGAAGCGACCGGAUUCAGUGCCCAAGGGGAAGCAAAUUGUUGACGUUGUCGUCGAUCCGAUUCUCUCCAAACACCUGCGACAGCACCAACGCGAAGGCGUCCAAUUUCUUUACGAGUGCGUCAUGGGUAUGCGAUCAUUCAAUGGAGAAGGUGCUAUACUUGCAGAUGACAUGGGCUUGGGGAAGACUUUGCAAACGAUUACGUUGUUGUGGACUCUGCUGAAACAAAAUCCAAUCCAUGAAAGCCCUCCUGUGAUCAAGAAAGCACUCAUUGUCUGCCCGGUGACCCUGAUCAACAACUGGAGGAAGGAGUUUCGGAAAUGGCUGGGUAACGAGCGUAUCGGUGUAUUCGUCUUCGAUGAUAAAAGGAAACGCUUGACAGACUUCACUAUGGGCAGGGCCUAUAGUGUCAUGAUAGUCGGUUACGAGAAGCUUAGAACUGUUCAAGAAGGCCUAGCAAGAGGUGCCGGAGUCGACAUUAUCGUCGCCGACGAGGGCCACAGGCUGAAGACGCUCCAGAAUAAGAGCGGCCAAGCUAUCCAGUCACUGAACGCCACAAAAAGAAUCAUUCUUUCGGGAACCCCAAUCCAGAAUGACCUGAAGGAAUUCUUUGCGGCAGUGGAUCUGGUAAAUCCAGGUAUUUUAGGGAACUUCAAGGCCUUUGUCAGAGAAUUUGAGGGGCCUAUCGUAAAGAGCAGGCAGCCGGAGGCAACCAAGAAGGAGAUUGAGAAAGGCGAAGCUAGGAAUGAAGAACUGCGAGAGCUCACUUCCAAGUUCAUGCUACGCAGGACGGCUGACAUACUGGCGAAAUAUCUGCCGCCGAAAACAGAAUAUGUCUUGUUCUGCAACCCGACCUCCACACAAGCCAAUAUCUACAAAAAUGUGCUCGCCUCUCCAGUAUUCCAGUGUGCCAUUGGCAACUCAGAAAACGCCCUGCAGCUCAUUACCAUUCUCAAAAAGCUCUGCAACAGCCCUUCGCUGUUGUCACCUAAAACUGGAAACGAAAAACCCAGUGAGACCAUCACAGCGCUUUUAUCGUCCCUGCCUCCGAAUCUCUUACGCCACUUCUCCCCUUCAUGCAGUGCAAAAAUACGUGUACUCGAUCAGUUACUCCAUAACCUACGUACAUCUACUUCAGAGAAGGUCGUCCUCGUCUCGAACUACACCUCAACGCUGAAUUUGCUCGCCAACCUGCUCACCUCGCUCUCUCUGCCUUUCCUGAGACUAGAUGGCUCAACCCCAGCGCAGAAAAGGCAGGCCCUAGUAGAAGAUUUCAACCGUCUACCCCCAAAUCUUUGUUUCGCGUUUCUCCUCUCCGCAAAAGCAGGAGGCACCGGACUAAAUUUGAUAGGCGCAAGCCGCCUUGUCCUCUUCGACGUGGACUGGAACCCAGCCACCGACGUACAAGCUAUGGCGCGGAUCCAUCGCGACGGCCAAAAGAGACAUUGUCGGAUCUACCGCGUCUUGCUCAAGGGAAGCCUGGAGGAGAAAAUCUGGCAACGCCAGGUAACCAAGAUCGGACUGGCAGACAGCGUUAUGGAACACAAAAACAGUGUGGCUCAAUUCUCAAGGGAUGAGCUGAAGGAUCUCUUCCGUCUCGACGAGGCGAGCCGCUGUCAGACGCAUGAGCUUCUGGGCUGCGACUGCGGUGGAUUAGGGCAGAUGGCUGGUCCAUCGAGCAACGACACCAGCAUCCCAGCCACGGAUGCAGAGGACUCACCGUCCAGCGAGCUCUCAGACACGGAUUCUGAAUUUCCCGACAUCCCCACGCUCAUAAAAGCAUCCCAGCUCAAUAUGGAAGAACAAGAGCGGCGGAUUCGUUCGCACCUGCGUGAUGGUCGUCGAAGCCGAAGCCACACGGGCAAACGAGGAAACGACAGCAUGGGCGACGAACCAGCCAAACAAAGCCGAAUACAGCAAUCGCUCUCGCAUUACGUGCAUAUAGACCCUGGUGUGUUAUCAGCGGCGACGGAUGAAACAGCAAUCGAUUUGCAGGCCGCACUUGAUGACGACGACGUCCUUCUUCCCUUACUCAAAGACGAGGAUAACAGAGUCUCGUUCAUUUUCAAAAAGUCUAGUACUGCAGAGGCGAAGGGGAAGAGGCCCUCCUCGCCAGUGAUUGUAGAUUAG